Mucor mucedo is the source of this 1486-nucleotide messenger RNA. RefSeq lists its product as uncharacterized. Gene Ontology annotation, biological process: sphingolipid biosynthetic process. NCBI's taxonomy places the organism in Eukaryota, Fungi, Mucoromycota, Mucoromycetes, Mucorales, Mucoraceae. Gene Ontology annotation, cellular component: endoplasmic reticulum membrane. The coding region runs from base 111 to 1094 and encodes 327 amino acids. The record is from RefSeq and is a predicted model, not a curated record. The transcript has 5 exons. Gene Ontology annotation, molecular function: 3-dehydrosphinganine reductase activity.
GUAGGUAGGUAACCCGGGGAAACGAAUUAAAUAAUUCAACUACCGAGAAACAAUUUUACGCUUGUCCCUUUUUUUUUUUUUCACUUUAUUGUUCAUCCUUCUUUUUAAUAAUGAGUCUUCCAACAUGGGCUUCUGUAGUCAUAGGUCUGGGAGCAGCGACAUUACUUGCCCUGGUGGGUGAUUACGUAUACAGUAGUUUUACACGUGUGCCUUUCAAACCUGCUGGAAAACAUUGUUUUAUUACAGGUGGAAGUACAGGUCUUGGAAAGUCUUUGGCCAUCGAACUUGCUAAAGCGGGAGCCGAUAUUUGUAUUGUUGCUAGACGAGUGGCUGAAUUGGAAGCUGCAGUGACAGAAAUUAAGACCCAUGCUGUUAAUGAGAGUCAAAAAGUGAUUUAUGUCAGUGCCAACGUGACAGAUCAAAAAGAUGUAGUGCGUGCCUUUGAUGAAGCCAAUGUCAAGAUGGGACGUAACCCCGAUUUUGUGUGUGCUUGUGCUGGAGCCUCUUAUCCUAAAUUUUUCCUCGACCAUACCAUGGAUGACUUUGAAAAACUAACCACACUUAAUUAUCUUGGACAAGUCUAUGUUGCACACCAAGGUGCACAACGCAUGCGAGAUUCGAAUAUCAAGGGAGGUAAAAUUGUGUUUGUUUCAUCCAUGUUGGGUAUGCUGAGUUUUGCAGGAUGGUCAACGUAUGCACCUACGAAAUAUGCUGUGAAAGGAUUAGCAGAUACACUGCGUAAUGAGUUGAAACGAUAUGACAUUGGUGUCCAUAUUUUUUUCCCCGGUGGCAUUGAGAGUCCUGGUUUUGAUACGGAAAAUUUGACUAAACCAGAGAUCACCAAAGUGAUUGAAGGUGCUAAUACACCUCAGACAGGUACAGAAUGUGCCCAAUCAUUGAUGCAUGGAUUACGUAAAGGCUAUUAUAUGAUUGUGACAGAUGUCAUUGCCGAAGUGCUUCGUGCGGUCACUCGAGGUGUGAGUCCUACAAACAAUUUAGUUUUGGAUUAUAUCCUGGCUGUCAUCGGACAGCCUAUAGGAUCUGCUUAUGCCUUAUAUAUGGAUUAUGAGGUGAAAAAUGCAAAAUAUGAUUAAACCUCUCUAGUCGCUUUUUUCCUUCUUAUCCAAGUCGGCGAAUCCAAGGUUACUCAUAUCCUCGGGAUCCAUCAAACCACUAAUAAAUAAUUAAAUAAACAAAAAACAAAAAAAAAAGGGGGGAGGGGGCUCGGUAUAUGUGUGUGUGGGUGUAUAUAUAUACUUUACUUGUCCAUACGACAUUGAAGAUAAGCUUUUGAAAACUCUCUACAAAGACCAUUGUUGUUCUUGUUGGCUUUUAAACACUUUACAUAUUCCUUCAUCGAGAUCUUGCACUCACCAUCAUGAUCUAAAGGGAAACUUCCUAAUAAAGGAGCUUUUCCGGGUGAAGACUCAACAUUGGGUGGUCUACCGUAACUCAUUGCAAAUAAAAAAAAAAGAAAGAAAAAAAA